Andrographis paniculata is the source of this 1321-nucleotide messenger RNA. Its product is annotated as pentatricopeptide repeat-containing protein At1g61870, mitochondrial-like. The record is from RefSeq and is a predicted model, not a curated record. NCBI's taxonomy places the organism in Eukaryota, Viridiplantae, Streptophyta, Magnoliopsida, Lamiales, Acanthaceae. Bases 29 to 1189 code for a protein of 386 amino acids. The transcript has a single exon. Gene Ontology annotation, molecular function: protein binding.
UGUGUUCUUAUUAAUAUAAACUUGGAUAAUGGCUAUGCCCUGCGGCAAGCUCAGGUCAGUCAUACUCCAAUGGCGUCGGCUCUCCACAGUCACCGGCGGCGGCGGUUCCCGCUCACUGCUGCCCCUCAUCCUCGGCGAACAGAAUCCGGAGCGGAUCCUCGAUAUCUGCCGAUCCGCCACCCUUAGCCCCGAGUCCUUCCACGACCGACUUGCCUAUUCCAAAGCGAUUUCAAAGCUCAGAGAUGCGAAUCAUUACGACGGAAUCAGGUGUUUCAUCAAGGAGUCCAUGGAUAAACUCCACAACAGAUCGGAGCGAGCUGCUUCGCACUUCAUCAUCCUCUACGCUCAGGGCGGCCUUAUCGACGACGCCAUCAAGCUGUUCGACGAAAUGCCUGAGAAGGGCAUCGAGAGGAACGUGAAGACGUUGAAUUCGUUGCUGUACUCGUGCACUUUAGCCGGCGAAUACGGCGUGAUGAAGAGGAUUUUUCUCGAAUUCCCCAUGAAGUACGAUCUCCGUCCGAAUUUGGACACUUACAACGUCGUCCUCAGGGGGUUCUGCCAGUCGGGUAGCGCAAGCGAGGCGCACGCCAUGCUGGCGGAGAUGGAGACGAAGGGCAUAACUCCGGAUACAAAAACGUUCACCACAGUGAUCGCCGGGUUCUACAUGGAGGAAAAGUUCAGUGAAGUUGGGAUGAUUUUAGCAUUGAUGAAGAAAUACGGCAUAGUGCCGAACAUUAGCAUAUACAACGUCAGAAUCCAAAGCUUAUGCAAGCUCAAAAGAUCAGAUGAGGCCAAGGCAUUGUUUGAUGGGAUAUUGGCAAGGGGCAUGAAGCCCAACCAGACGACCUAUAGGCAUUUGGUGUAUGGGUUCUGCAGAGAAAGGAAGCUGGGCAUGGCGAAGAGCUUGUUCAAGGAGAUGAUAGAUAAAGGGAUGGAACCUGGAUCUGAGUGUUAUUUCACAUUGGCUUAUUACUUGUGUCAGGGGAGGGAUUUUGAGGAAGCAUCGAGUGUAUGCAAGGAUUGCAUGUCCAAGGGUUUCGUCCCGAAUAUUACGACGAUGAAGUCUCUGGUGUAUGGCUUGGUGGGCAUUGGGAAGGUUAGGGAAGCCAGGGAGAUUAUUAGUCAGGUGAAGGGGAAAUUCUCCAAGAAUUCUUCUAUGUGGUCUGAGAUUGAGGAAGGAUUGGAUUGAAUUAUGAUUUUUGUCUUGAUUUUAUUUUUUUGUCUUGGUUUAGGAUGACCAAUUGAGUUCAAUUCUGUCAGUUUAAGGAUUCAAGUGUUUCUUCACUAUUUGGACAGUAAAAUAUAAUAACCUCUAAUCUGA